AUGGAGAGCUUGGUUGCUCCGGGCGAUCUUGACGACAGCCUCGAGAACUCAGAUCCUUGCUAUGCAGAGCUACUCAGACAGGCCCUUAUGGAGAAGAAAGAUGAUCACACAAUGCUUCUCAAGGACCUGUACGAGUGGGUCCGCACUCAUAGUUCGAAGGCUCAAGACCCCAGCAAUAAGGGAUGGCAGAACAGUGUUCGCCAUAACUUGUCUAUGAAUGCGGCUUUCGAAAGAGUGCCACCUCCCAACCAAGAAGCAGGCACCAAAAAGACAAGCUACUGGCGACUU
Aureobasidium pullulans EXF-150 is the source of this 288-nucleotide messenger RNA. RefSeq lists its product as uncharacterized. The annotation marks the transcript as partial. Gene Ontology annotation, biological process: regulation of transcription by RNA polymerase II. The transcript is spliced from 2 exons. Lineage: Eukaryota; Fungi; Ascomycota; Dothideomycetes; Dothideales; Saccotheciaceae. Gene Ontology annotation, molecular function: DNA-binding transcription factor activity, RNA polymerase II-specific; RNA polymerase II cis-regulatory region sequence-specific DNA binding. The record is from RefSeq and is a predicted model, not a curated record.